Molecule: messenger RNA, 320 nt
Organism: Acaulospora colombiana
Lineage: Eukaryota; Fungi; Glomeromycota; Glomeromycetes; Diversisporales; Acaulosporaceae
Source: the annotation of a GenBank genome assembly
AUAAUGUUAUUCGCGAAAAUUUCAAAGCAGAGAUGUUAGAAAAAAGAGAUAGCAUUCAAGAUAUUGAAAUGGAACAACCAUUGCCGUCUAUUCCAAAAUCUCGUAAACGAAAAAUAAAAAAUUUACAGGAAAAUAAGAAUAUUAAGAUGCGCCUCCUUGAACAUCGGCCUGAAAAAUGGUCAGAACUUAAAGCAAAGGCCCUGGCGCAAAUAAACAUCAAGCCAAAGAAAUUUGAAUGUGCAAUUGAAAGUGAUAUUAGCAAAAUAGAAGAGCUUUGUAGUGAAUACAAAUACUGGGAUGCGAGGGAUCUCGCGCAUUAA